AUGAAUCCAUAUAAAGAUGUAGAAGAUAGUACUUUUACUGCAGCUCCUAAUCUGGCGUACGAAGAUAUAGCUACAAAAUUAUUGAAAGAUAAUUUCUUCCUAACUGCCUUAGAAUUACACACAGAACUUGUGGAAAGCGGUAAAGAGCUACCACAGCUCAGAGAAUUUUUUUCGAAUCCUGGAAAUUUUGAACAACAUGUAUCAAGAGCUGCAGAUUUUAGUUCAAUACAUCGUUCACCAAGUCAAGCAACAUUAGAUUCAUUAGACACUGCAAGAUAUUCCGAAGAUGGAGGUGGAGAUCGUGGUGGAAGUGGCGGUGAUGUCGCUGUUCUUGAGUUUGAAUUGCGAAAGGCUCGUGAGACUAUUAACGCUCUGCGUGCCAAUCUUACUCAAUUUGCUGACGGGGAAUCAAAUCAUGAUAAAACAUCUAAAGAAAAUUUUAAUCAAAGGUCAUUGAUGCCUCAUGAGAAAAGAGCACUUAAUUUUUUGAUUAAUGAGUAUCUACUACUGCAAAACUAUAAAUUGACAAGUAUUACAUUUUCAGAUGAAAAUCCAGAUCAGGAAUUUGAAGAUUGGGAUGAUGUUGGCUUAAAUAUGCCGAGGCCCGCAAGUUUAAUAUCUCUGUUUUGGGGAAGCACAAGCAAUGUAAAUAUACCAAAAGUGGAUGCUGUUACGCAAACUGAUAUAUUGCAUGCUACUAUUGGAUGUCAAACAGAUUUUGAUGAAGGAAAUGUAUGUGUGAGUUGUCAAACAUCAUUAGACCAUGAUACAGAAUGGAAUCAUGAGCUCCUCAUUCAAGCUGAAGAAAUAGAAUUGUUGAAACAGAAGAUAAUAGCUUUAGAAACAGAAAAGUUGAACUUCCAAAAAUUAUAUGAUGCCGCAAUAGUGAGUCUAAAUUCUUUGACGAGUCCUGCAUCUGAAAGUAAAGGACUCGAGCUGCAUAUACCCAGUGAUAAGCUACUCAGUGUACAAUCAAAAUUGGAGCAGUCAAAUGACAAACCAAUAACUUGUACUGCAUCUGAAAAUCACUAUGGCAGCGGUCAUUCUACACACAGUGCAACACCAGAGCAGUUUGAAAUGAUAUACAGUGAUAAGAAUAAUGGCUUGGUUAAAAAGGAUGGUUCUAUCAAUAGUAAUUUCGAGCCGGCGUUGGUGGACAGCGUGCGAGGCUCGCCCUGCCGCCGCGCCAGCGUCACCACGCUCGACGAGACUCUCAGCAUAAACGACGCCGGCGAAUGGACGCGCGUACAAUAUGAAUAUAAUAGCAUCGAGAACAGCAAGGAGAUGUGGAUCGAUAGUGGUUUACCGAGCAGUUUAAAGGAAUCUUUAUUAUCGUGGUGCUACGAAACUUCGGACCUCAACGAGCCGUUAACAAAUGAUCUUCUCUUAGAUCUAGUGAACAGUAAACAACCCAUCACAUUGUCCGGGUUGCUGCCGUUAGUUGCAGACACUUUGCCCAGAGUGUUGCCGCACACGCUGGUGGCGCGGCGCGGCGAGGCGGCGGCGCUGCUGGCGGCGGCGGCGGCGCUGCUGGCGCCCGGCGCCGCGCGCCGCGCCCGCCUGCUGCACGCGCUGCUCACGCUCUACAAGAAGCCCGACCCGCCCGACGCCAGAGCGGUGUGCGAAGCAACCUGUUUAGUAGUGAAAUGGGGUGGAAGCGGUGAAGUGCUAUCGUCUAUAGCCGAACUAUUGGCGUCCCGAACUCCAGAGAGACGUAUACUUGCAAGUCAAAUCUGCCUUUCAGUAGCUCCAUAUGUGCCCUUAGAAUUGUGUACAUCACUUUUACUAAGUUUAGUGGUGCUGAUGUGUGAGUCCAGCGAGCCAGAGAUACGAAGUAUUGGGCUAAAGUCAGCCUGUCUCAUAUGUCCGGUCUGUGACCACAAGUAUGCCCAGUUGGAAAAUAUAUUGUUUCACUUCCUCAAGGACCCAGUGGAUAGAAUUGUGAAGGAUGGUGUGUGUGUCUUUGUGCCGGUGCUUGCUAGAAGUGCUCUUAUUGCUGGAAAAUUCUCAUCAGAUUUAUACAAUAGGGUAAUGAGCAAUUUAAUCACCGCCAGCACAGAUAAUGAAUGGAAAACCGUUUUAUUAUAUUUAGAUGUGAUCCAAGCUUUAGUUUUAGCGCAAUUGGCCUAUGUAAUUAAUGUACAAAUAGUUAAGGAUAUAAACCUGAAUAACUGUGAUAUGGAAACUAUUAACCUGCAAGAAGUGCCGAGUAAGAAGUUUAUAGAUAUACAAUGUUAUAUGACUGAUGAUGUCAAUGCGAAGAUUAUAUUAGCGGCUAUGAACAGCUUGUUGAAAGAGAACCCAGAUGUCAGAUGGCCGGAGUUAGAUUGGUUUGUUAAUAUUAUUAAACAAAUUCUAGAUAGCGCAACAAAGAGCAAAGCGUUAAAUCAUCACGCAAUAUACGAGCAGCUUAUAACAUUAUUCAAUAGUUACUUAGACAAUUUUGGUCUCGAAUUUUCUUUGAAAAUAUUAAAUCCUAUCUUCGUUGAGAUUAUUAUGGACUUAGAGAAUAAGUUAGAGAAACUACAUGCAAUAAAUGUAGAUAGUGUUGUGAUUGUUGGUAUUUAUUUAACUACGAUGCUAGUUACCGUCGAGGAUAGUGCGCAGCAUGGAGAGUUUUUGCAAAAAUGGGUUGUGUACAGUAGUAUAAGAAGUCUUCCAACCAAAAUAUUAUCCAUUCCAUUUAAAUGGCUCUCGAAACAUCGACCAGAUGUUCUCAAUUUCUUCUUACAACAUCUAAGAGAAUUUUCAGCGAGCAGCUGCGACAGCUCGAGUGGCAGUGCAAUACGAGUGUACAUCGCGAGUCUGCUCACCGAGCUGCUGAACACGGCGGACGUGGACGACGACUGCGUCGAGCGGCAGCUGCUGCCGGCCAUCGUCGCUUUGUUGUACGAUGAUGAUGUAUCAGUCCGCGAGGCGGCGAUGACGUCGUGGGGCGCGGCGGCGCGCGGGCGAGUGGCGCGCGCGGCGUCGCUGCAGCGCCUGUGGCCGCCGCUGGAGAGCGCGCUGGCGGCGCGCGCGCUGUCCCCGCGCGAGGCCGCGCGCGCCGCCGAGGCGCUGGCGCUGCUCGUGCUGCCCGCCGCCGACUGUCCCGCCGUGGCAGAGAAAGCUGUGUCGCUGCUGUGCGCGCUGUGCCACACGCGCGCGGCGGCGGACAGCGUGUGCGCGCUGGCGCCGGCGCUGCAGCUGGCGGCGCACCACUGCGCGCGCCACCCCGCGCUGCUGCCCGCGCUACGGAAAUUAGAAGAAAUAGUGCAAGCGCCGUCGCUGUCGCAGUACAGGCCGGCGAUAGAGGCGCUGCUGGCGGCGGCGGCGGCGGCCGAGGCGCCGCGCGCGCCCUCCCCGCGCCCCGCGCGCCUCGCCGCGCACGACGUGGGCCGCCGCGUCACGCAGAUGUUCCAACACUCCAAGACUAAUAUGAAUCUGCAGAAUAUAUUCAAGAAGAAGACA
This is a messenger RNA of Brenthis ino (lesser marbled fritillary), 3450 nucleotides long. The record is from the annotation of a GenBank genome assembly. NCBI's taxonomy places the organism in Eukaryota, Metazoa, Arthropoda, Insecta, Lepidoptera, Nymphalidae.